AAAAAAAAAUCUGAUUUGACAGAUUAAAUUACGUGUGACGCACUUAAUAAUACUGAGGUGUUAAAAUCAAGCUAAGAAGGUUAAAGCGGUUUGUUGAGUUCAAAAUGACAUGGUGUUCUAAUUUUUGUUGCAUUAAUUUGCUGGGUAAGAAAAAUAAAUUCUGUAUUUAAUUAGUUACUACAGUACUGUCAUAUGUUGAUUUUUGGUGUUGGUCUAGGAUUGCUUCCUAGUAUGAUACUUAGUAAAUAACCAGUAAUCCCGUAAGUGAUCUAAACAUUCUUGUAGUCAUCAAUAACAAAAGUAACCUAGUAUGACAACCCAAAUUAAGCUGUCUCUCAAAAUAUCUACGUGAGUGAGUGCUGUGACAUACGGUAUUGUAAUGCUGUACUAUCCUCAAUGGAACUAGAGUGCGACAAGUUCAACAGUUUGUUGGACCUACGAUCCUACUCUAGGCGAUGUCCCAGCGAGCAGAUGCCUCCCAGUGUGGUGGGGUUGUGGUCGAAUUUGAGUCUGACGACAUCAGGGAUGCGAGAAAAAAAGCUAAAAAACCUAGGAGUAUACCAGGUUCAGCUCUUAUCUACCUCAAGGGUCCCAAGUUUCUCAUCUAUGUCAGUGGAGCAUUGUCAAUGUGGGGCGAUCGCAUGUGGCACUUUGCUAUCUCUGUGUUCCUGAUUGAGCUGUACGGACGUAACCUGCUGUUGACUGCAGUGUUUGGAUUGGUAGUGGCUGGGUCAGUGCUCCUGCUUGGGGCUUUGAUUGGCGACUGGGUUGAUCGCAAUCCCAGGAAUAAAGUUGCACAUGCGUCUCUUUUCAUUCAGAACAUCUCAGUGACAGUAUGUAGCAUUGUGCUCAUGUUAGUGUUCUCAUAUAAGCAAAGGAUUGAACAGAUCUGGGAUGGAUGGCUUACUGUGGUUUGUUAUACGGUGGUGAUCGUCCUGGCAGAUGUGGCAAACCUUGCAAGCACAGCGCUGACCAUUGCCAUUCAGAGGGACUGGAUUGUGGUGAUCACAGGCUACAACCGAGGUCACCUCGCUGGAAUGAAUGCAACCAUGAGGCGGAUAGAUCAGGUGACUAAUAUCCUGGCCCCACUAGCAGUGGGACAGGUCAUGACCCUGGCCUCCAAUGUAGUUGGCUGUGGCUUCAUCCUGGGCUGGAACCUUGUGAGAUUUUGA
This is a messenger RNA of Xiphias gladius (swordfish), 1172 nucleotides long. Its product is annotated as solute carrier family 40 member 1-like. The transcript has 7 exons. Gene Ontology annotation, cellular component: membrane. The record is from RefSeq and is a predicted model, not a curated record. Gene Ontology annotation, biological process: iron ion transmembrane transport. Lineage: Eukaryota; Metazoa; Chordata; Actinopteri; Istiophoriformes; Xiphiidae. Gene Ontology annotation, molecular function: iron ion transmembrane transporter activity. Bases 456 to 1172 code for a protein of 238 amino acids.